This is a messenger RNA of Labrus bergylta (ballan wrasse), 1683 nucleotides long. NCBI's taxonomy places the organism in Eukaryota, Metazoa, Chordata, Actinopteri, Labriformes, Labridae. The record is from RefSeq and is a predicted model, not a curated record.
AACUAUGCAGAGUGGGGGAGGGGUGAUUGAGAAGUGUGUGUGUGUAGGGGGGGAUAUUAUGGGAUGCCUGCCCCCUGAUCUCUUUGUGUGUGUGUGCGCGGGCGCGGGGUGUGAGUACAGAGAAAGAGGAGACGGCGUCGUGCGCACACGCUGCCACAAAAACACGGAAAUAUAUUUAAAUGGUUUGUUUCCCGUUAACGGAACACAAAGAGCUGCAGACUGAACCGACUGACAGAAGCUCAACUUAACACACCACCAGGACUUGGACCGACUGAAGUCUGGAUCUGCCUGCACAUAAAUAACUUUAUUCAGUUAGCUUUAGCUGCGAGCUAACUAGAUAUAAAGUUAGUUAUGUCUGGAAGUGAGGACGACAGAGAUGAUUACGGAGAGGAUCGAUUACUGCACGACGAGGAGGAGGAGGAGAUCUCGGAGAGUGAGACUCCGAAGGUGAAGAAGAAGAAGAAAGCCAAGAAGAGCAAAGAGAGCAAAGGCAGCAAGAGGCGGUCGCGCAGAGAGGAGCUUCCCAUCAGCUCCCCAGAGCCCAUGGACGUGGGCGUACUGGAGGAGGCAGAAGAUGGCGCUGCCGCCCAGCGUUCCGACAGCGAGGGCAGCAACUACACUCCGGGGCGCAAGAAGAAGAAAAGAGCGAGCAGCGGCAAAGAGAAGAAGAGGAGCAGCAGCGGCACCGACAGGAGCGCCUCCAAGAAGAAAGACCCGGAGCCCGAGGAGGACGAUGACGACGACGAUGACGACGGCAUGGAGCCGAAGACGUCGUCUCAGCUGCUCGAUGAUUGGGGGAUGGAGGACAUCGACCACGUGUUCACGGAGGAGGAUUACCGCUCGCUGACCAACUACAAGGCCUUCAGCCAGUUUGUGAGGCCCCUCAUCGCCGCCAAGAACCCGAAGAUCGCCGUGUCCAAGAUGAUGAUGGUUCUGGGAGCAAAGUGGCGUGAGUUCAGCACCAACAACCCCCUGAGAGGAGCCGCCGCCGCCAACGCCGCCUUGGCCACCGCCAACGUCCCCGCCGCCGUGGACACCAUGGUGGCCGAGGUCGCCCCUGUUGCUGCAGAGCCGCCGGCCCCGGUGGAGCCUCAGCAGCCCCCUCCGCCGCCGCUACGCAAGGCCAAGACAAAGGAAGGCAAAGGUCCCAAUGCCCGCAAGAAAUCGAAACCUACGCCUAAACCACAAGAGAAGAAGAACAGCGCCAAGACAAAGAAAGUGGCGCCGCUCAAAAUCAAACUGGGAGGCUUCAACAGCAAACGGAAACGCUCGUCGAGCGAAGAGGACGAGCCGGACGUAGAAAGCGACUUUGAGGACGGCAGCAUGAACAGUGUCUCCGUCUCCGAGGGAUCAAACAGCCGCAGCAGCCGCAGCAAAAAGAAGGCGUCCAAGAGCAAACCCAAGAAGAAGAAAGAAGCAGAGGACGGAGACGGCUAUGAGACCGACCACCAGGACUACUGCGAGGUGUGCCAGCAGGGCGGCGAGAUCAUCCUGUGUGACACCUGCCCCCGAGCCUAUCACAUGGUGUGUCUGGACCCCGACAUGGAGAAAGCCCCCGAGGGCACCUGGAGCUGCCCGCACUGUGAGAAGGAGGGCAUCCAGUGGGAGGCGCGGGAGGAGGGCUCCGAGGUCGAGGAGGAUAACGGCGAGACGGGCGAGAUGGAGGAGGACGACCACCACAUG